AUGCAGCUCACCACGAUCGUCUUGAGCCUUUUCGGCUUCUUCAUCGUGGCUCGUGCAGCUGACUCUGACCUUAACCUUCCCUACCCGCUCGUGCCCUUCCAAUACAAUGGUAUCCUUGGUGGACACAAUGUUCAGCUCAACGGCACCAUCCAAGAUAUCUAUGCUCAGAUGAAAGAGCUCCAUCCCGAUUUCGAGCUUGAGCAUGCCAUCCAGAGCCGCGCUGAAGCCUCGAACUUGACAACCCAUGAUAUCGCCAACACGUUUGAUUAUUACUGUUGCCCAGUCCCCGGUCACAAGUGGCAGUGGGCUCUUGGUCCUCAUAUCCUGGACGGGAUCAAGUACCUUAAGGGCAUCGAUAUCUGCGAUGUUGGUGCGUCGUCCUGCGUCCGCAUCGGCUGCUCAUGGAACUCCGCUAUCUAUCUAUGCAAUGAUAAUAGGUUCAAGAUCACUCCCAUGUGCAACUAUAUUGCUAGCUACGCGAAGGAUUUGAUCGACAAAUGUAGCGAAUAUCCUCCUGUUCAUACAUUCCUUACAUGUGGACAGGAGUUUGAUACCGAUGGCUACAACGUUAUCGUCCGCGAGGAUAGGUGCUAG
Molecule: messenger RNA, 594 nt
Organism: Venustampulla echinocandica
Lineage: Eukaryota; Fungi; Ascomycota; Leotiomycetes; Helotiales; Pleuroascaceae
Exons: 1
Coding region: 1-594 (197 amino acids)
Source: RefSeq, a predicted model, not a curated record